Messenger RNA from Psammomys obesus (fat sand rat), 2537 nucleotides. RefSeq names its product RUS family member 1 (gene Rusf1). The coding region runs from base 12 to 1430 and encodes 472 amino acids. The record is from RefSeq and is a predicted model, not a curated record. The transcript is spliced from 13 exons. Lineage: Eukaryota; Metazoa; Chordata; Mammalia; Rodentia; Muridae.
UGCCGCGUUGGAUGGACUCGGCCUUGGAGAUGGCUGACGCCGCGAGCCUGCGGGCCCCGCUGUGCACGGAGCAGUUCGGCUCCGGAGCCCCGCGCGGCUGCCGUGCUGCCGCCGACGGGAGCCUGCACUGGGAAGGGGCUCCGCGCCGGGGCUGGCUGUCCCGGGCCCCGACGGCGAAGCCCGGGCAGGACGCGGGUGGUGGCGGGGCGCCCUGGGCAGCGCUGCCCGUUCUUUCCGGCCUCCGAGCCGUGCUGCUGCCUCGGGGCUUCCCUGACAGCGUCAGCCCGGACUACCUGCCGUACCAGCUGUGGGAUUCCGUGCAGGCCUUUGCUUCCAGCCUCUCUGGCUCCCUAGCUACCCAGGCAGUAUUGCAGGGCCUAGGGGUCGGCGACGCAAAAGCCUCUGUUUCAGCUGCCACGUCCACCUGGCUCGUGAAAGACUCAACGGGUAUGUUGGGCCGCAUCAUCUUUGCCUGGUGGAAGGGGAGCAAAUUGGACUGUAAUGCAAAGCAGUGGAGGCUCUUUGCUGACAUCCUCAAUGAUAUAGCCAUGUUCCUAGAGAUUAUGGCUCCCAUGUAUCCAAUCUUUUUCACCAUGACUGUCAGUACCAGCAACCUAGCCAAGUGCAUUGUGGGUGUGGCUGGUGGGGCCACUCGAGCUGCACUGACUAUGCAUCAGGCCCGAAGAAACAACAUGGCUGAUGUGUCAGCCAAGGACAGUAGCCAGGAGACAGUGGUGAACCUCGCUGGGCUCCUGGUCAGCCUUUUGAUGCUUCCUCUGGUAUCAGAUUGCCCAAGCCUCAGCUUCGGAUGUUUCAUCCUCCUCACUGCUCUCCACAUCUAUGCCAACUACCGGGCAGUCCGAGCCAUCGUCCUGGAGACCUUGAAUGAAAGCCGCCUCCAACUGGUCCUAAAGCACUUCCUUGAGAGGGGAGAGGUGCUUGAGCCUGCUUUAGCCAAUCAGAUGGAGCCAUUGUGGACAGGUUUCUGGCCAUCCCUAUCUCUGUCCCUGGGUGCUCCCUUACACCACUUGGUCUCGAGUGUCUCUGAGCUGAAGCAGCUGGUUGAGGGCCAUCAGGAACCAUACCUCCUUUGCUGGAACCAGUCACAGAACCAGGUACAGGUUGCUCUGAGCCAAGAUGCAGGCCCUGAGACUGUUUUAAGGGCUGCCACUCAUGGGCUGGUUCUCGGAGCCCUCCAGGAAGAUGGACCACUUCCAGGAGAGCUAGCGGAGCUGAGGGACCAGGUUCGGGCUGGUCCUAUGAAAGCAAGCUGGAUUCUUGUCAAGGAGACACAUCAAGUGUUGGACACACUGUUUCCAAAGUUCUUGAAAGGGCUGCAAGCUGCUGGCUGGAAGACGGAGAAGCACCAUCUAGAGGUGAAUGAGUGGAGAGCCACAUGGCCUCUGUCUCCAGAAAAGAAGGUGUCAUGAGCAGCCCGGCUGGGGCCCCGAGCCCAGGACAGGGGCCCUGAACAAGGACAUGUCGGCUUCAACAGGAUGUUGGAAGGGCAGCUUUAUUUUUGCACGGGCAAACUGCUACAACAAGUUGGUCACCAUCUUGUGGGCAGUGACACACAAUCAAAUGGGCUGGACCCCAGGUAAAGAGGAAGGGAACCAGUUCCUUCCUGCCACAUUCUCGCCCCCUUUCCACGAUCCACUGCAAGCUCCCUCCCUUCACUCUGUGAGGCGCAGACAUGCCAUGGCUGCAGCGCAUGGUGUACAGCACGUUUGACUUCAGGCAUAAAAGCCCCAGAGGAACACAGCUACGGUCAUCAUGAGCAGGGCGUUGAGGUUGACGACCUGGGCCCAGCUGGGAUCCUCCCUGAUAUCCUCUAGCCUCCUGGUUGCUGCAGCUGCCUCCUCAGUAGUGGGCGGAGGGCUCCCUGACCCACUCCUGCUCAUCCCGCAGAACCAGAGCAGGCACUGGCGGAGCGGGCCUGGAGCUGGGGCCUGGACCUCUGGAAGAAAUGCCAGUGCACAGUUAGUUUGAAGGGAGUUAGCUCACUAGCCUCCCAGGACAUGCUCCUGGGCGUGCCUUACCUUCGAUCCCCACUGCGUGCUCCUGACACCCAUUCUGCACAGGGGGAGGCGCUGGACUUUCUAACUCCUGAGCAUCCAGGUCCUCCCGCUCCUCCUUGCUGUGUCGGAGACUGUAAACCAGGCGGUGGAGCUGGGGAGUUAGGGAGAAGGGACCAGGUGGGAGUUGUGCCCUCCAUGCCAGGUCCACACUGGCACAGCAGCUUUGUCGAUGCCCUGCCCAGCCUCCCUCUUCUGGCAUGUGCACUUGCUUGGGCUCAGGUCACUCAGACUCUCCUUUCCAGGGUAGCCUUUGCCUCCACACUGAACCCCAAGAUCCUCAUCUAGUAUUAAGUCAUUGGCCCUGUCCACUCCCAUGCUUUACCCCAAGAAUUGUUGACACCCAGAAUUGUACUUCUUCAGGCUGGUCUUAAGUUCUGAUCAAUGUAUUUUUGUGUCAUUUGCUCUGCUUCCUAGAAACUUUAGUUAAGUAAAUGUGCUUGCCCUGGACAUACAACCUCA